Messenger RNA from Lutra lutra (Eurasian river otter), 3072 nucleotides. RefSeq names its product bone morphogenetic protein 5 (gene BMP5). Gene Ontology annotation, biological process: SMAD protein signal transduction. Bases 716 to 1969 code for a protein of 417 amino acids. The transcript has 7 exons. Gene Ontology annotation, cellular component: extracellular region. Gene Ontology annotation, molecular function: cytokine activity; growth factor activity. The record is from RefSeq and is a predicted model, not a curated record. NCBI's taxonomy places the organism in Eukaryota, Metazoa, Chordata, Mammalia, Carnivora, Mustelidae.
AAGAGGGCUGGUAUAUUUGUGCCUGCUGGAGGUGGAAUUAACAGUUAGAAGGAGAAAGGGAUUGAAUGGACUUACAGGAAGGUUUUCAAGUAAAUUCAGGGAAACACAUUUACUUGAAUAGUACAACCUUGAGUCUUAUUUUACACUAAGACGACACAAAAGAUGUUAAAGUUAUCACCAAGCUGCCGGACAAAUAUAUAUUCCAAGACCAAGGUGCAGAUCAGCAUAGAUCUGUGAUUCAGAAAUCAGGAUUUGUCUUGGAAAGAGCUCAAGGGUUGAGAAGAACUCAAGAGCAAGUGAAGAUAACUUUGGGAACUACAGUUUAUCAGAAGAUCAACUUUCCUUGAUUCAAAUACCAAAGGCCUGAUUACCAUAAAUUCCUAUAGGAAUGCAUAGGUCAUCUGAUCAAAUAAUUUUAUCCGUCUUCUGCUACAUCAAUGCAGCAAAAACUCUUAACAACUGUGGAUAAUUGGAAAUCCAAGUUUCAGCUUUCUUAGAAAUAACUAUUCUUGACAUAUUCCAAAAUAUUUAAAAUAGGACAGGAAAAUCAGUGAGGAUGUUAUGUUCUGAAAUGUCACUGUCAUGAAGAAUAGGUAAAUUUGUUUUUUCAGCUACUGGGAAACGCACCUCCUAGGAACUUAGAUUUUUUUUUUUUUUUUUUUUUUUAAAGAGGACAAGAAGGACUAAAAAUAUCAACUUUUGCUUUUGGACAAAAAUGCAUCUGACUGUAUUUCUACUUAGGAGUAUUGUGGGUUUCCUCUGGAGCUGCUGGGUUCUAGUGGGUUAUGCAAAAGGAGGUUUGGGAGACAAUCAUGUUCACUCCAGUUUUAUUUAUAGAAGACUACGGAACCACGAAAGACGGGAAAUACAGAGGGAAAUUCUCUCUAUCUUGGGUUUGCCUCAUAGACCCAGACCAUUUUCACCUGGAAAACAAGCUUCCUCUGCACCUCUCUUUAUGCUGGACCUAUACAAUGCUAUGGCCAAUGAAGAAAAUCCCGAAGAAUCGGAAUACUCAGUGAGGGCAUCCCUGGCAGGAGAGACCAGAGGAACAAGAAAAGGAUAUGCAGCUUCUCCCAAUGGGUACCCUCGUCGUAUACAGUUAUCUCGAACGACUCCUCUGACCACCCAGAGCCCACCUCUAGCCAGCCUACAUGAUACCAACUUUCUGAAUGAUGCUGACAUGGUCAUGAGCUUUGUCAAUUUAGUUGAAAGAGACAAAGAUUUUUCUCACCAGCGAAGGCAUUACAAAGAAUUCCGGUUUGAUCUGACUCAAAUUCCUCAUGGGGAAGCAGUGACAGCGGCUGAAUUCCGAAUAUACAAGGACCAGAGCAAUAGUCGAUUUGAAAAUGAAACAAUUAAGAUUAGCAUAUAUCAGAUCAUCAAGGAAUACAGCAAUAGGGAUGCAGAUCUGUUCCUGUUAGACACAAGAAAGGCCCAAGCUUUAGAUGUGGGUUGGCUUGUCUUCGAUAUCACUGUGACCAGCAAUCAUUGGGUAAUUAAUCCACAGAAUAACUUGGGUUUACAACUCUGUGCAGAAACAGGAGAUGGACGCAGUAUCAAUGUGAAAUCCGCGGGUCUUGUGGGAAGACACGGGCCUCAGUCCAAACAACCGUUUAUGGUGGCCUUCUUCAAGGCAAGCGAGGUACUCCUUCGAUCCGUGAGAGCCGCUAACAAACGGAAAAAUCAAAACCGCAAUAAAUCCAGCUCUCAUCAGGACUCCUCCAGAAUGUCCAGCGUUGGAGAUUAUAACACAAGUGAACAAAAACAAGCCUGUAAGAAGCAUGAACUCUAUGUGAGUUUCCGGGAUCUGGGAUGGCAGGACUGGAUUAUAGCACCAGAAGGAUAUGCUGCAUUUUAUUGUGAUGGAGAAUGUUCUUUUCCACUCAAUGCCCACAUGAAUGCCACCAACCAUGCUAUAGUUCAGACUCUGAAUGAUUGCUUUGCGAAGCUGCCAAGGCCAUUGAAAUAAGGGGUUAUCAAUCAUGUAUGUGUGGGUUAUGUAAGAUCAAGCUGAUGAGGGACACAAGCCUGCAUCUGAAAUUUGUCCAAACUAUCCAACUUUUAGUUUUGUGAGGUCCUAGGAAAUUUCAAGUUCAUGUCAGAUCACCUCAUUUUUCCUGCUGUUUCUGUCCACAUGCAGGGCUCCUAUAUCAUUUCAGCCAGGACAUUGUGCAGCCAAAACUCUAAGAGGCUGUAUUUGCUUUUUGUGGAUCCCGUAAGACUCAUUAUUGGGACUUCCCAUAAACUCCUUUGGGGGAAGGGCCAGGGUAGCUGGGUGGGAAAGGGGGAACCAUGUACUGGCUCCUUGCUCAAUGACUGCAAAUUAUAGGCAGACUGCCAGUCUGAUCAAAAUGUGAACAAACUCUAUGCUUAAGCAUUUCACUUUCGGUGUACAGCUACCUUUUGAGGUUCUUGGAGGAGAGGGAUAUUCAAUUUGUAAACUAUCUAGGCUCCUUGCUUCUGAUUUAGCUAAACGUGCUUUUUGGCACUUGUCUAGGAGAGAAGGAAAGCAAAAGGGUAUUAAACUCCAGCCAGUCUGGUAAAAAUUUCUGUAGAGAAGAGUUGAAAUCAUUGCUUUAAAAUAAGUUUUGGGUUAUACCUGGUGUUCACUUUGCUGUGAUUUUUAUGUUUCCUUUAUUGUGGAAAAUUAAAAUGGGUGUAACUCUUAUGAGUUGUUGUUUAAUUGUCCUUUAAAAAAUAAUUCUUAGAUUCAAAUCUUUCUACAGUCUAAUCAUGUCCCUUCAUGAAUUCGCAUUUAUAACUUCUGCAUUUCUUAUGAAGUAAAUAGAAGUCAUUCUAACCAAAAGCAACUCAGUGCUAGUUCCCAUGUACUUUCCCCCAGGAAAAUUUCCACUGAAUAUUUCAUUGAAGGAAUUUUCCUUACUUGGUAGAGUAUUUUUGAAGGCCCCAACACAUAAUGAGAAUAGGUGAGUUGAGUCUAGGUGUUCACGCCUAAAAAUACAUCCUUCCCUACCAGUCCCCAACCUCCACCCCAGCCAUUGACAUAAAUAGAAGAGUGAUAGCUUAACGGUGUGUCUGAUUGUGUGACAGAACAAGAAUAUUAUUUGAGGG